This is a messenger RNA of Cuscuta europaea, 2220 nucleotides long. Lineage: Eukaryota; Viridiplantae; Streptophyta; Magnoliopsida; Solanales; Convolvulaceae. The record is from the annotation of a GenBank genome assembly.
UGUUCAUCAACACAGGCAUUCCCAAAAAAACAUUAAACAGAUCGAAUAUAUAUAGUAAUAAGGAAAUAUAGAUCUCAAAAUCUACAUAGUCUAAAAAACUAGCAAAGAUUGAUCAUAUCAUCUGAUCUUCCAGAUCUAUCAUAUCAUAUCCCAAGACCUCUUUCAGUGGUGCAAAAAAAGUAGCAUCAAGAGAAGAGAAAAACAAACUCAAAGAGCAAACUAAUAAGUGUUUGUACAGUGCGAUUCAAUGGAGGGUGCCCCUCACAAAGGAGAUAAGACAGAAUUCUCAGAAUGCUGGAAAACAACAUGGGAAACGCCGUAUAUCAUGCGUCUCGCCUUAUCGGCUGGCAUCGGAGGGCUCCUUUUUGGUUACGACACUGGUGUUAUCUCUGGUGCCCUACUUUAUAUCCGAGACGACUUCAAAUCCGUUGAGAAGAACACGUGGCUUCAGGAAACGAUCGUGAGCAUGGCGGUAGCCGGAGCAAUAGUUGGAGCAGGAAUGGGUGGGUGGAUGAAUGACAAGUACGGGCGGAAAAGAUCAAUUCUGAUAGCAGAUGUAGUGUUCUUCUUUGGAGCAGUGGUGAUGGCCGCUGCUCCGGGGCCAUGGAUGCUCAUCGUCGGGAGGUUGCUGGUGGGAUUGGGGGUAGGGAUGGCGUCGAUGACUUCUCCCUUAUACAUCUCCGAGGCGUCGCCUGCCCGAAUAAGGGGUGCCCUCGUCAGCACUAACGGCUUGCUCAUUACUGGAGGCCAGUUUCUCUCCUACCUCAUCAACUUAGCCUUCACCAAGACUAAUGGAACCUGGCGGUGGAUGCUUGGGAUAGCGGGCCUUCCCGCGGUGGUUCAAUUCGCCCUAAUGUUGUCCCUCCCUGAAUCCCCUCGAUGGCUCUAUAGACAGAACAAGAUAUCUGAAGCGAGGGCAGUCCUGGACAAGAUCUAUACCACAGAAGAAGUUGAAGAAGAAAUGAGGGCACUUCAGACAUCCAUCGAAGAAGAAAAGGCAGAAGAGAGAGCGAUCGGGAGCGACAUGAUCUCUAAAGUCAGGAGCGCGUGGGCGAACCCCAUCGUCCGGCGAGGCCUGUACGCCGGCAUCACGGUGCAGGUGGCGCAGCAGUUUGUCGGCAUCAACACCGUCAUGUACUACAGCCCCUCCAUCUUACAGCUCGCCGGAUUCGCCUCUAACAAGACCGCCCUCGCGCUGUCCCUGAUAACCUCCGGCAUCAACGCCAUCGGGUCAAUCAUCAGCAUGUGCUGCGUUGACAGGUACGGCCGGAGGAAGCUGAUGAUCAUCUCCAUGGUGGGGAUUAUUGCCUGCUUGGUCGUUCUCUCCGGCGUGUUCAAGCAGGCGGCCACCCAUUCGCCGCCGGUCAGCAUGGAGCAGUCCACCGGCUUUGGCCUCAACUCCACUUGCCCCAUGUUCUGGAAAUCCUCCCGCGCCUCCGCUUGGGACUGCAUGUCCUGCAUUAGCGGUCCUGCCGACUGCGCAUUCUGCGAUAACCGAGCCAACAAAUUGAAUCCGGGUGCGUGCUUAUCAGCGACUGACGCAAUAAAAGGGUCGUGCAAAAGCGAAGGGCGUUCGUGGUACACCAAAGGCUGCCCGAGCAAAUACGGAGCGGUCGCCGUCGUAAUCCUCGGAAUGUACAUAAUAUCCUACUCCCCGGGAAUGGGGACCGUCCCGUGGAUUGUCAACUCCGAGAUAUACCCCCUCCGGUACAGAGGAGUCGGCGGAGGAAUCGCGGCGGUUUGUAACUGGGUGUCCAAUCUCAUCGUCAGCGAGACUUUCUUGACGUUGACGGAGGUGCUGGGCAGCUCCGGGACAUUCCUCUUGUUUGCAGGGUUCUCUCUCGUCGGGCUGGUGGCCAUUUACUUCCUGGUGCCGGAAACCAAAGGGCUGCAGUUCGAGGAGGUGGAGGAGCUGCUCAGAGAAGGGUACUCCCCUUUCCGCAGAAAGAAAUCUCAGAACCAACAGGCGGCGGCUGUGGGUCGGAGUAGUAGCAAUGUUCAAAUGAUGAGUCUUUAGGCGGCGGCGACAUUUCUUCAUCAGCUUAAUUAAUUGCUUGCCCUUUAAUUUUAUCUUCUGUUACAUUAUAACUCUACAAUAAGAUCAGCCAAGACAGAGUUUUACGUUGGAAGGGCACAAUCUGCAUCCAGCGCAAUGAUGGUUAGUUGUGGCCGGGUUUGGCUUGUAUAUGCAAGUAAUGUAACAGAUCCAUCAAAUAAAGA